AUGUCUUCUCCGGCCGUGGCGAGGGGCUCCCCGGGAGGGAGUCAGGAGACGGCCCCCCGGCCGCGGGGCCGAAGCAGGUUCUGGGAAGUGGGCGGCGGCGGCGGGCAGGAGCGCGCGGCGGCGGCGGCGGCGGAGUCGGAGCGCUGGGAGCUGCUGCUCCGCCGCGGCGAGCUGCUGGCGCUGGGCGGUCACCUGAAGGGAGCGCUGGAGGCGUACGCGGCGGCGCUGCGCCGCGGGGCCCCGGUCAGGCCCGAGUGCCUCGGCACCCUGGUCGACUGCCUGGUGUUCAACUACCGGCUCCGCCACGGGCUGGGCUGGAGCGCGGCGCCGGCGGGCGCGGGUUCGGGCUCGGGCGGGCUCCUCAGCUGCCUGGGCUGCCGCGGCUUCCUCAGCGAGCCGGUGACCGUGGCCUGCGGACACAGCUACUGCCGCCGCUGCCUGCGCAGGGAGCUCCGCGCGCGCUGCCGCCUGUGCCGGGACCGGCUGCCGCCCGCCGCCGCUGCCGCCCGCGCCGACGCCGAGGGGACCGGCCCGCGGCCGCCGCCCCUGGCCGCCGCCCUGGCCGCCUCGGACUUCAGAACGAGCGUCGUGCUCAACCACCUGGCCGAGAAGUGGUUCCCGGGUCAGCGCGAACGGGCCCGCGCCGCCGGCCGGCUCGGGGAGCUGCUGCACCAGGGGCGUUACCGGGAGGCCCUGGCCGCCGCCUGCGAGGCGCUGCGAGCAGAGCCUAGUGACCUGACUCUAAAAAUUUAUAGAGCGGAAUCCUAUGCUGGUCUCCAAGAAUUUAAAGCAGCCAUGGAAGAUCUAAAUGCAGUUCUCUUUCAACUUCCAAACUGGCCUGAGGUCUACUUCAGGAAAGGGAAAGUACUCCAGGAUGCUGGUUUUUUAAGUGACGCCUUACAACUCUUUCUUCAGUGCUUGGCUCUGGAUGAAGAUUUUGCACCUGCAAAGCUACAAGUAGAGAAGAUUUUAUGUGAUUUAUUAUCACCUGAAAACUUAGAAGAAGGCCUGAAGGAAUCCUCUUGGAGUUCAUUACCAUGUAUUAAAAACAAGCUUUUUGGUUUUUCCUCAGUAGUGGAAGAGUCUCACUCUGCUAAUGACUUUAGCCCCAAACAGAGUGAAGAGCACCCAGAAGACUCUUCAGAGCCUGUGAAAGGAAGCUUAAACCGUGCGCAGUCAGCACAGGCUGUAAAUGCAGUGGAGAUGCCUGCCAGAGGGGAUGGUUUAAAGAGGGUGUCCUCAGAACCCUUGCUGUCUGCUCAGGACAAAGGUGUUCUGCUAAAAAGAAAGCUGUCUUUUUUAGAACAGGAUGUCUUUAUGAAUGAAGAUGGGAGAAAUAAGCUUAAAAAACAAGAAGACUCUCCCAAUGAAGACUGUACAUUUUCAUUAGCUUAUGGUGACAUCCCUGAAGAACUAAUAGAUGUUUCAGAUUUUGAGUGUUCUCUUUGCAUGAGGUUGUUUUUUGAGCCAGUAACAACCCCUUGUGGACAUUCAUUCUGUAAAAACUGUCUUGAGCGCUGUUUAGAUCAUGCACCGUAUUGUCCCCUCUGCAAAGAAAGCUUAAAAGAGUAUCUAGCAGAUAGGAGGUACUGUGUCACACAGCUGUUGGAAGAAUUGAUAGUGAAGUAUCUGCCUGAUGAGCUGUCUGAGAGGAAAAAAGUAUAUGAUGAAGAAACUGCUGAACUCUCACACUUGACCAAGAAUGUCCCAAUAUUUGUUUGCACUAUGGCCUACCCCACUGUGCCUUGCCCUCUUCAUGUAUUUGAGCCAAGAUAUAGGCUGAUGAUCCGAAGAAGUAUACAGACUGGAACCAAGCAGUUUGGGAUGUGUGUCAGUGAUGCCCAAAAUAGUUUUGCAGAUUAUGGUUGCAUGCUACAAAUUCGAAAUGUACACUUUCUACCUGAUGGAAGAUCAGUGGUUGAUACAGUUGGAGGAAAGCGGUUUAGGGUUUUAAAAAGAGGAAUGAAAGAUGGAUAUUGCACUGCAGACAUUGAAUAUCUGGAAGAUGUGAAGGUUGAGAGUGGAGAUAAGAUCCAGAGUCUGAGAGAGCUUCAUGAUUUGGUCUACUCUCAAGCGUGCAGCUGGUUCCAGAAUUUAAGAGAUAGAUUUCGAAGCCAAAUCCUUCAACACUUUGGAUCAAUGCCUGAGAGAGAGGAGAACCUUCAGGCAACCCCUAAUGGACCUGCAUGGUGCUGGUGGCUUCUUGCAGUUCUUCCUGUGGACCCUCGGUAUCAGCUGUCUGUGUUGUCAAUGAAGUCUUUAGAGGAGCGGUUGACAAAGAUACAACAUAUACUAACCUACUUUUCUAGAGAUCAGUCUAAAUAACUGAUGGCUUGGAUCUCACUUGACACUUGAGCUUAGCCAAAAGGCUGAGAAGUGAUCGGAUCUUACUUUAAAGUCACCCUAAUCUGGCCAUGUUCAUGGUCAGAUUGUCCGCUGCCUUUGCACACCUGUGCUGAUUUGAGAAAUGUAAUGAAACUGUUUUUUUUCCAACCUCCUGAAUUUGUGGAUCUGCAAAUGAAUACCUUCAACUAGGUCUUAGGCCACUGAGAACUUGCACAGAAAAACGCACUGAAUGUGUGUUAAACCUCUACAUUGUGAUGAAGUUGCACUAUGUACCAUAUUCUAAAUGUACUAAGGACUGUGUGUAUGUAGUGUGUGUGCGUGCGCGUGUGUGUGAAUGUAUGUGUGCUUUUUCUCUGGCUUUAAAAUUUUAAAAGACAAAAAAAAAAAAAAAGCCAUAGAGAGCAGAACUUGCUGAGGGUCAUCCAUUGCCCAAGUUUACAACAGUAGUGAUACAAGUUUUUGCAAAUUGAAUUUGCCUCAGAUUUAUCUGUCCUAAUGCUUAUAUUUGCACAAGUAUGUAAACUAUGGUACUGAGUAUCAUUUUUUUUUUGUUGGAAAUACUGCUCUUGCUGAACUGUCUUGACCAUUGACUAUGACACAGUUCUUAAUUUAUGUAAAUACUUGCAUCCCGCUGGCCGACAGGCACGGGAUGCAGAAUCUAGAGCCAGUUUUCAGGAACAACUGCAAACCUGAUAUGGUACUGUGCAUCUAUCCAUACAACACUUAAAACUGUGAAAAUAUGGUUUACAUUUAAAUGUACAUAAAGGUAAAUGGAGAACUUGAUUUACUACCAGUUAGCUUGUACAUUUUAGGGGGCUUUAUACAUGAACUGCCCGUCUAUGUAAUUUAUAGUGCUUAAAGAAGUACAUAGAAUAAAUCCAUUAAGGAUCUGGGGAAGAGAAGAAGCUUAAUGUAGAACUAAGCUUUUAAAGUUUGUUUUGGUUUUACUUCUGGUCUUGGUGCAAAUGUUAGUUCUGCCUUAUUCAUAUCACAGUUAGGUCACCAUGCUGUGACAUGGUGUAUAUUCAUGCUGCCCUAGAUACUUUUAUAAUUAUUUGUUGCCAACUUGUGACUGUCCCUAUUAACUUUCUUUUAUGUAAGUAAUUUGUACAAAUUUCUUAAAUUUUUUGCUUUUGCUUAUUUAAUUUUGAAUAAAAGCUAAAUUCAUA
Molecule: messenger RNA, 3515 nt
Organism: Jaculus jaculus (lesser Egyptian jerboa)
Lineage: Eukaryota; Metazoa; Chordata; Mammalia; Rodentia; Dipodidae
Gene: Lonrf1
Product: LON peptidase N-terminal domain and ring finger 1
Exons: 12
Coding region: 1-2325 (774 amino acids)
Molecular function (GO): metal ion binding; protein binding
Source: RefSeq, a predicted model, not a curated record